This is a messenger RNA of Saccharomycodes ludwigii, 1992 nucleotides long. It is a transcript of the gene EAP1, whose product is annotated as Eap1p. NCBI's taxonomy places the organism in Eukaryota, Fungi, Ascomycota, Saccharomycetes, Saccharomycodales, Saccharomycodaceae. The record is from RefSeq and is a predicted model, not a curated record. The transcript has a single exon. The coding region runs from base 1 to 1992 and encodes 663 amino acids.
AUGCGAGCACCUGAACUUAGUGAUCCAUCCAUAAUGCCUACUACAACUGCCACGUCCAAUGCCAAUGAAGACAAUAUAGUGGCGUUUUUAAAUAGUAUCAAACAAAAAAAUCAAUUAAAUUUUACAACCACAUCCUUAUCAAAGGAACAUGAUUUUCUAACAAACGACUAUAAACCUAAAGACUGUAAGAACAAAGAAUAUAUAUAUAGUAUUAAUGAAUUAUUGAACUUGAGAAAUAAUGUGUCCGAAAAGGGGUUGUUGGCGUGUAAAAGCAAAUUGCCUAUUAAGUCUUUUUGGAGAUUAAAGCUGCGUCCUAACAACGACGUGUUAUAUUCUAAUAAUGGUUAUAAUAACAACAGUAAUAAGCACUUCAGAUAUAAUCCAACGCAUGGCUCUAUUAAUAACAAUAUUAAGCAAAAAAACCAGCGCCGUAGGAAAUCGCAUAGCAAGUACAACAACAAUAGUAAUGGUAACAACAAUAACAAUAAUAACAAUAUUAGUGGUGGUAGUAAUAACAGUACUGGUGGCAACAACAAUACAAACGAUUUUAUGGGCGAUUUUAUGGGUGAUAGCGAACUAUUUCAAAUUGAACAGGAAAUACAAACAAGUGGAAAUUCAAUUGCUGAUUUUGAAAAAUGGAAGGCUAAAAUGAAGGAAUUGGAUCGUAAAAAGAAGGGGUUGCCGGUAUUGAAAAAUGAAGAGUCGAGUGGUUCCCAUAAUAAUAUUAAAAUUACCGAACAUGAAGAAGAAUCGGAUAAGGUGUCAGAAUAUAAAUCCACUGGUUCAAUUUCAGAUUUUUUUAAUUUGAAGAAUGAAUCCAGUAGUAAUUUUGAAGAAUUGGAGCCAACUAGGCAGCAAGGUCAACAACUUCACCAUAAUAAGAGUGCUUCGAGAUUUUCCUCAUUGUUUAAUGCUUCUAAAAACACUGAUACACUCGAUAUUACUCCACAUGAAGACACCGUCUUAUCUUCGCUUGGUAAAGACACAUCUACUAACACUUCAACAAUAGUGACAAACAAUACUUCGCCAGCCUUAAGAGCCAGUUCCAGAAUGCUCUCAUUUUUUGAUAAUACAGAAUCAACUAAAACAAAUAAUAAGGAGCCUGAAGAAAAUGCUGGGAAACCUAGCCAACAGCAAAAUAACUUUUUUUUUCAGAGCUUGUUAAACAAGGGGAAACAUCAAAACGAAGAGGAUACUUGUUCUGUUAAUGACAAAUCAGAAGAUCUAGGAUCAAAAACUCCCCUUUUCUCACAUGUUGAAGGGUCCGAGCCAGAUGUACAUAUCAAUAAUAACAGUAAAGAUAUAAAUAAUUAUGGAAAUAUUACUGAUAGGUCCAAAAAUAAUGUGAACAAAAACAAUAAAAAUGGUAAAAAGAGUAGUAGUGAUUAUAAUACUAAGGAUACUAAUAACAAAGUGGCAUUAAAUAGCCAAACUGCCGAAAGCAACGAGGUUUUACCACCACCUGGAAUAUUUAAUGGACCAUCUGCGGACAACUUACUUAAGCGUAAUAUAGGCCCUAAUAACAACAAUAAUAACAACAACAACGCGAUUGGUAACAAUCUUCCUUUGCCUCCACCAGGGUUUAUGGGGUUUGGCCCCAAUUUCUUUCCACCGGGUGCUACGCUCCCACCAUAUAUUAUGAAUCCAACUGUUCCGCAGCAACAAAUGGGGACAGUUCCUCAAUUAUCGCUGCCACAACCACAACAGCAGCAACCACAACCACAGCAUUAUCAUCAUCAGAUGCCUUAUCAGAUGUCAUUAUUACCAAUGCAACAGCUUCCACCUGGGCAAUUUCCACCUAACUUUAUGCCUAUGCAAUUCACUCCUAAUAAUAAAAUGUCUGGCAUACCGCCUCCUAUGGGAUUUCAGAAUUUUCCUCCCUCAUAUAUAAGACAAGAACAACAAGAACAACAAGAACAACAAGAACAACAACAUCAACAACAUCAACAACAGUUUAUGAGAACGUCUAAGGUACCUCCAAAUAAAAAGUAG